AUGGCUUCAACAUCUACUUCAAAUAUUAUUCUUCGUGAGCAAGAUAAAAUUUUUUUAAUUGGUAGUACUUGCAACCAAAUUAUUGGUAGUGAAUUACCGUCAAAAAGACAGGCGUUACGUGUACUUUUUUUUAAUAUGCGUAAAGUAAAACUCAACUUACACAAAAGUGCGAAACUUGUUAUCCAAGAAAUAGUUGUAUUUUGGCAAAAAGCUCGCAUUCCAAUAAGACAAGAAUACAAUAACAUUAAGAAGCUGGAAUCAUUAUACGAAGAAUGGAGAACCUUACAAAAACAUGCAACAAGAAAAACUGAAAUAAAUAAGAAAAAACAAGAAUGUUUUGUGAAUGAGUUAGAUGACCUUUUUGAUAUUGCACAUAUGAAUGCAUUGGAUAUUAUUAAAAUAGAAGUAGAUCGACAAUUCUUACUAUCUCAAAGAGAAAAAGGCAGAAUUGGUUGUAUGCUUGGUAAAGAUAAAAAUUUACAAAAAACUGAAGAAAGAGUAAUUACUCGGUUAGAAGCAGUUACAAAACGGAAAGAGAGAGCUUAUGGAGAAAUUGAACAAGCAAGACGUACUGUUGACAGCGAAAUAAUUUGUUCUACAAGUUCUGAUAGCGAUUCUGAUACUGGUGAAAAUAUUUCAAACAAAUCGUUAGAUAUUGGUAACACAUCCGAAUUCCUAGAUCUUCAUACGUUUCAAAGUAGAGGUAAGAAAAAUUUUAUAACGCCGAAACUUGCAAUCGCAUUGGACAGGUGUAAAAUAAGUGAUCGCGAUGCAGUUCAUAUAUUAACAGCUACUGUAGAAGCGUUUGGUAUACACGUAAAUGAUUUAAUUUUAAAUCGGACAUCUAUUAACCGAAUACGCCAGCGCUUACGUAAGGAUAGAGCAGAUCAACUUCGAAAAGAAUUCAAUACAUCAGAAGUAGGUCCAGUUGUUGUUCAUUGGGAUGAAGAUUCAAUUCGUUCAAUUUGUAUUUUUCUUAUUCGAUUGUAUAUUAAGGCAUGGUUUUGUGCACCUAUUGCCUCUUUAGCUCCAUUUCAAGACUUACAAUUUUUGAAAAGUCUCGUCGAUUAUGAAAAUAUACAUAAAAAAAUUUCUCAAUCAACAUUAAAAAAACUAUGUGGACACUUGUGGUAUUUAACACCUGAAACAGUAGCAUUGGCAUUUUUUGAUACUAAUUUAACAAUUGAAACAAAAAUUAAAAUGGUAGAUUCUAUAAAACUAAAUAAUUUAACUUCUGAAAUUAAUAAACGAAUCAUUGUUUCACCAAAUGAAGUAACUCAAAUCAUGAAGAAAGAAAUAUAUGAUUUUAUUUACGUUGAAUCUACAUCAUUUUUUUCACGAUUUGGAAUAUCAACAUCAUUCUUGGAGCAACAUCCAUCAAUGUGGGAUGAAAAUGUAGACUUUCAAAAAGGUCUUGAAAUUGUAAAUACAUUUCGUGUUACAAAUGAUACGGCAGAAAGAGGGGUAAAGCUCAUGGAGGAGUAUAAUAAGGUCUUAACAAAAAAUGAAGAGCAAAAACAAUACGUGCUUCAAGUUGUCAAAGAUUAUCGCCGAAAAUACCCAAACAGUUUAAAAACUACGGUUUUAAACCCAUUUUAA
Macrosiphum euphorbiae (potato aphid) is the source of this 1599-nucleotide messenger RNA. Lineage: Eukaryota; Metazoa; Arthropoda; Insecta; Hemiptera; Aphididae. The record is from the annotation of a GenBank genome assembly.